Peronospora farinosa is the source of this 1128-nucleotide messenger RNA. The record is from the annotation of a GenBank genome assembly. NCBI's taxonomy places the organism in Eukaryota, Oomycota, Peronosporomycetes, Peronosporales, Peronosporaceae.
AUGUCCCGCCAAACGAAACGUCAAGAACAAGAAGAAAAAGAAGAAGAAAAAGCAGCAGUAGCCACUCCAACUCCUCCCACAGCUACUCCCUCCUCCGAAAGCAAUCUUGAAUCGGAAGUCACUCCUGAAAUUGCCGCUCAAGUCACUUCUGUCGACGAGCUCGUUGCCUCUGCUAACCCCAAACCUGCGUCAUCCCCUAAACCCACACCCAAGCAGCCAAAUCAGUCGAUCACCGAAACAUUGGACAGAAUGAAUGGGACAAUUCAUUUCAAGGUGUUAAAAGCCAAUAAUCUACCGUUAAUGGAUUAUGGCAAGCGUCAAGAUCCUUUUGUACUGGUAGAAUUGGACAAGUCAAGUCCCAAGUCAUGGGCGACGACGGACCCCGUUUUUAAUGGAAAUAGGAAUCCCGAGUGGGGAAAGGGAUUGAUCAACGAAUUGGAGCUCUUUUACGAUGCCAGUCUUCAUGGGAAAGAGGCUGUGUUGACUGUUGAAGUGUAUUCGAAUGAAACAGGUGGCGAACUUAUUGGCACGGGGCAGCUGGAUGUCAGUUCCAUUGUCCAAGAGAAAAGUUUAGAACCUAAGAAGGCCAUUGUCGGACUGAUCGGCAAUCGUGGCGAGGUUAUUGCUGAGGUGUGGUUUGGCCCGCCGGUACGCAAGGCCUUUCGUGCAGCAGGACGCGCGACAAAAUUGCUGGAUGCUCGUGACGCUUUCGUAGCGACUUGUUGCUCGAUCAUGUCUACGAUCUGUGGCUUUGUGUCGAAGUACACUCAAAUGCCUACGGACUUUGCUAAAAAGUACCGCAAGCUUAGUAUGGCUGUGGCUGCUAUGCUAGGUAUUAUGGCCGCCGGAGCGCUCACUGUAUUCCUGGCGUUUGCCGUGCCGACCAUGCUGGUGACUUUCUUCACGUUUCCGUUGUGGAUCAUCCCGUUCCUGGCCACGUCGUUCUUCACGGCCCCGCUGUGGGUGCCUAUCUUGCUUCUGGUUGGACUGUUCCUGCUGUUUAUCGCUACGUUCGUCUUCGGACUUGGUGUCACCUCGCGCUCUGUGCGUCGCAAAGGUGCUAUGAUCUCGAACAAGAUCAAGCACUCGAAUGUCGGAAAGCGCGUGGUGUAUGAGAAGACGGUCUAA